Messenger RNA from Folsomia candida, 450 nucleotides. RefSeq lists its product as uncharacterized. The record is from RefSeq and is a predicted model, not a curated record. The transcript is spliced from 2 exons. Lineage: Eukaryota; Metazoa; Arthropoda; Collembola; Entomobryomorpha; Isotomidae. The coding region runs from base 76 to 450 and encodes 124 amino acids.
AAAAACAAACACGAUCGGACGUUGAAUAUCGAACUUCUCUAAACUCUAAGAAAAUCGUAAAUAAACUUUCCAAAAAUGGAGAAACACGCAUAUGCUACGUAUGCACGUAAUGCCAAAGAAGUAGAGGACGCUUUAAUUCUCUUGAAAUCCAUUAAAGAAACAAAGAGUUUUAAACAAGUGCUGAUUCUACAGGACUCUGCAAAUUGCGGACAUGAUUCCUGGAAUAAAUUGGAUAUUGCAUUUGACAAAGUUAUUAAAAUCCAAAUGAAUUGCGAGUACGACGUCGAUCACGUUAAAUUUCAACUCUUUUUAGCCUGUGCAAGUCUAUGGGACUUUGAUCGCAUCUGCUUAAUCUACCCAAACGCAUUGGUAAAUGGAUUGACGGUCAGUUUGGCGAUAGCCAGUUUGGAGAAAAAAAAUUUUCGCCAAUGUGGCAAAAAAUUGUUAUGA